Messenger RNA from Penicillium waksmanii, 657 nucleotides. RefSeq lists its product as uncharacterized. The record is from RefSeq and is a predicted model, not a curated record. The transcript has a single exon. Lineage: Eukaryota; Fungi; Ascomycota; Eurotiomycetes; Eurotiales; Aspergillaceae. Gene Ontology annotation, cellular component: mitochondrion. Bases 1 to 657 code for a protein of 218 amino acids.
AUGGCGAACUAUAGCCUAGCAAGCUUCAGUCGUUCAAUGCGCCCUCGGGCCGCGCAAUGGUCUCGACCGCAGCCACGACGAGGUUUCUCCACGCCUUCUCCUCCUCCAUCACCACAGCCCGGGCGACCACCAGCUUCUUCCCCAAAAGAUGUUCGCUCACGCUUGCGCCAGUUCAAUGAUCGUCUCCCUCGCUUCCUUCGAACCGUUACGACGCCGUUACUGGGAGCUCCGGUGACCCAUGUUACAUCCUUCCUCAUCCUGCACGAAAUGACUGCUGUGUUACCACUGUUUGGCCUGGUGGGCGCAUUUCACUACGGGAAUUGGAUGCCCGACCUCAGCUCUGGCUCGGGGGAGAGCGAGGGCAAUGCGUUCGACGAGGGAGCGGCCCGAUUCGGGCGAUGGUUAAAGAAGAAGGGCUGGGCAGAGGAAUCGGACGUUAGCGCUGUGAAGGAACAUGAGACUACAGUAGUAGAACACCGUAGUGGACAGCAACAAGCUGGUGUACGCUUAGUUCUGGAAUUCGCGACGGCCUACGCAAUCACCAAAGCAUUAUUGCCUUUCCGAAUAGUUGCGAGUGUCUGGGCUACGCCGUGGUUUGCGAGGUCGAUCCUCAGCCCGACAACUCGCAUGGCGAAGCGGUUAUUCAGUCGGAACUGA